AUGCCCUCCUGUAGGGAUUCCACAUUCCACGCCCAACGCUGCCUGUUCUACCUCAAGCGGGCAGACCAGCUGCGGCUCAGCUCCCAAGUUGUUCACUCGGGCCCCCGCCUCCGCGCUGCCUUGGCUUCUCUGGGCCUGGCACCUGAGCCGCCAGCCAUGACGACCCCGCCGAGACGCUCACAAGCACUGGGCAGCUACCACCCUGCCUGUGAGGCUGCCGUCGACCACCAGAUACACCUGGAACUCUAUGUCAUCUAUGUGUACAAGUCCAUGGCCACGUAUUUCGAAGAGAACCAGGUCACCUUGAAGUACGUGGGCAAGUUCUUCUUGCGACAGGCCGCCCAGAUGAAGGAGCACGCGGACAGGCUCAUCCGCCUGCAGAACCAGCGCAGCGGCCAAACCCGCGUGUACUACCGCAACAUCGACAUGCCUGACUACAACUACUGGGACAGCGGCCUGAAAGCCCUACAGCAUGCCCUCGACCUGGCGAUGAACGUCAACCAGAACCUGCUGUAUAUCCACCAGCUGGCCAUAGCGAACAACGACGCCCGCCUGACGGAUUUCGUGGAGCACAACUGUGUGUAUGACCAGGUGAAAUCCAUUCAAGAGCUCAGGGAUCAUAUCAGCAACUUCCCUGUGUUCCCGAGUACCUCGGAAGAGAGCCUGGCGGAGAAUCUCCUUGACAAGCUCUCCCUGAAUGACAAAAAGAACUGA
Messenger RNA from Myotis daubentonii (Daubenton's bat), 714 nucleotides. RefSeq names its product ferritin heavy chain-like. Lineage: Eukaryota; Metazoa; Chordata; Mammalia; Chiroptera; Vespertilionidae. Bases 1 to 714 code for a protein of 237 amino acids. The transcript is spliced from 2 exons. The record is from RefSeq and is a predicted model, not a curated record.